AUGGCUUCAGGAAUCUUAAAGGUGAAAGGCAAUCUUGUCGUUGAUGAAAAUGAUGAGAGUGUGGUUCUUCGGGGAGCAGCACUGGGAGGAUGGAUGAAUAUGGAGAAUUUCAUCACAGGUUUCCCCGGCCAUGAAUCCCAACACCGAGCCGCCAUGCUCAAAGUCCUCGGGCCUCAGAAAUACGAGUUCUUCUUUGACAAGUGGUUGGAAUAUUUCUUCACUGAUGCAGAUGCCAAAUUCUUCGCCGAAGUAGGCCUGAACUGUCUUCGUUUGCCAUUCAACUAUCGCCACUUUGAGGAUGAUAUGAACCCCCGGGUGCUGAAAGAGUCAGGCUUCAAGCAUCUAGACCGAGUGGUUGAUCUGUGUGCGGCGCAUGGUAUAUACACAAUCUUGGAUAUGCACGCCGUGCCUGGUGGUCAGAACCCAGAUUGGCACUCUGAUAAUCCCACCAGCUAUGCUGCUUUCUGGGACUAUAAAGAUCAUCAAGAUCGCACUGUGUGGUUGUGGGAGCAGAUCGCUUCCCGGUAUAAGACGAACCCUUGGGUUGCCGGGUACAACCCUCUAAAUGAGCCCUGUGACCCGCAGCAUGUCCGACUCCCUGCUUUCUAUGCGCGCGUAGAGAAAGCCAUUCGCGCCAUUGAUCCGGAUCAUAUCCUGUGGCUGGAUGGGAACACGUUUGCCAUGGAGUGGAAGGGAUUCGAUACCGUGCUGCCUAACUGUGUGUAUGCAAUGCAUGACUAUGCGUCUAUGGGAUUCCCGACUGGUGAUCGAUACCAAGGCACACCAGAGCAAAAGCAACAUCUCGAACGCUCAUACCUUCGUAAGGCAGAGUUCAUGACUAAGAAUGGCACUCCUGUGUGGAAUGGAGAGUUCGGUCCCGUCUACUCCAAUCCUACAUUGGAUGUUGAUGCAGCAACAAUCAAUCAGGAGCGAUACAACCUGCUGGGAGAGCAGCUCAGCAUCUAUGACAAAUACUCUAUUCACUGGUCAAUCUGGCUAUACAAAGAUAUUGGACUACAAGGUAUGAUCUACACAAACCCACAGGGUAAAUGGAAUAAGACGAUCGGGCCCUUCCUUGAAAAGAAGCGAGCCAUUUGGAUCGAUAAAUGGGGUCAUCAGCAUGUCCCCGAGGCCGAAGCAGCGCUGAAGCCACUCCUUGAUUGGAUCGAUCGUGUCAGUCCGACAGCCAAGGAUACCUAUCCGACCUCGUGGAAUACGGAACUGCAUGUCACGCGCAAUGUGUUGUAUACCUUUUUGGCCGCUUCAUUUACGGAUGAGUUUGCGGCUUUGUUCCGGGGGAUGGAGGAGAAGGAGCUUGAGGAAUUGGCGAGGAGUUUCCACUUUGAUCAGUGUGUGCAACGAGAGGGACUGAAUCAUAUUUUGAAGGAGCAUUCUCGUCAGUAA
This is a messenger RNA of Penicillium pulvis, 1404 nucleotides long. Its product is annotated as glycoside hydrolase family 5 protein. Gene Ontology annotation, biological process: glucan catabolic process. The record is from RefSeq and is a predicted model, not a curated record. Gene Ontology annotation, cellular component: extracellular region; cell surface. NCBI's taxonomy places the organism in Eukaryota, Fungi, Ascomycota, Eurotiomycetes, Eurotiales, Aspergillaceae. The coding region runs from base 1 to 1404 and encodes 467 amino acids. Gene Ontology annotation, molecular function: beta-glucosidase activity. The transcript has 4 exons.